UUGAUUAGUUCCAGGCGUCCCCUUCGCGUCAAAGGCAAGUGUCGGUUGGCUGUUUGAAGCUACUGCCUUUCGAUUUUUAGCGUUAAAUCUGAUCAAAAAUGCCCAGAAAACGCAAGCACUCUGAUGAAGAAGAUGAUGGAGAAGCACUUGAGGCAGAAAACGGGGUGCGUGGAAAGAGAAAAGCGGCGAUGGAAGCGCGCGCUAAAGCAAAAGUAGUGGCCCGUGACGAUAGUGACGAAGGAGAAGAGGAAGACCACGAAGAAGAGGAAGAAGACGACGGCGAUGACGAGGAUUUUGAAGGAGAAGCAGACGAAGAUGAUGAUGAAGCUGAGAAUUCUUCUAAAGAACAUGGUGAAGAAGCGGAGAAUGAUGAAGACGAUGAAAACGAAGUCGACGAGGACGACGAGGAUGUCGAUGCAGAUGCCAUCAAAGUAGACUGCAUUAAAGCAGAACUUGAAGAACCUUCUAAAGAUAUAGCAGGCUAUGUUCUCAAGAAAGCUGAGAAAGAAAAUCAAAAACUAGAAAUGUGGUUUUCAGAGGAGAUGAGUGAGACAAUAGGAGACAUAACUGAGGCUUUCAGCUCUCACUAUGAAAACAAAAAAUUGCCUGUCUUACAAGUAACAAAAUUUGAUGUCAUUGAGGAAACAAAUGAAAUCUACCAGAUUGAUGUACUUGAGGCAAAGUAUGAUAAGGCCUACAGCAUACGAGUUAAAGAGCAAGAUACUGAUAACACCAAUCUGGCACACGACUUGUACUGUCUAGUACGAGUUGAUGGUACAAAGAAGACAUGGGCUACACAGUACUUUAUGCCUGAAGAAGACUGACCCAUUUUGUUUGCUUUUUCUUCGUUCAAUAUCUGUAGACUUAAAGUUUAGUACUUACUAAAUGUAUUUGUAAUUGAACAUCUUUGUCUUUUUAAAAGACUGCUCUUUUUUGAUCUCUUUAUUCACCAGUUAGCAAUUGAUCCUUUUUGUAAAUGAUAUUUUGUAACAGCAGAGUUAUUUGUUUAUUCUGUAACUUUCUUUUGUACAAUAAAGUAGAACUAAUCCUUAA
Messenger RNA from Actinia tenebrosa (Australian red waratah sea anemone), 1053 nucleotides. RefSeq lists its product as uncharacterized. NCBI's taxonomy places the organism in Eukaryota, Metazoa, Cnidaria, Anthozoa, Actiniaria, Actiniidae. The record is from RefSeq and is a predicted model, not a curated record.